AUGUUCUUCUACAUUCUCUGCGCACUUUUCCUCCUCAACGCCUUCACAGCCGAAGCGCAAAAAGAAGAGCCAUGUGAGGAUGAAGGAGGCGAACAGUUCUGCUUCGGCCCAAAGAACGCCGGUCUAUGCGACAGUCCGGGCUUCGCCAAAGUUGCAGAGCAGAUGUGUGCCAAAACGUGUGGUCUUUGUGAAUGA
Ostertagia ostertagi is the source of this 195-nucleotide messenger RNA. Lineage: Eukaryota; Metazoa; Nematoda; Chromadorea; Rhabditida; Trichostrongylidae. The record is from the annotation of a GenBank genome assembly.